Aplysia californica (California sea hare) is the source of this 2293-nucleotide messenger RNA. RefSeq names its product transmembrane protein 180. Bases 321 to 1811 code for a protein of 496 amino acids. The transcript is spliced from 6 exons. NCBI's taxonomy places the organism in Eukaryota, Metazoa, Mollusca, Gastropoda, Aplysiida, Aplysiidae. The record is from RefSeq and is a predicted model, not a curated record.
UCAUGUCUUGGAUCAAAGAAAUUAAUAAGGAUCUAGAUCUAGGCCGAUGUUUUUAUUGCGUUCACCAAGCUGGCCAAGAAUAUUUAUAGGAUCUAAUCUAAAAGAUCUACAAUCUAGAUCUAGAUCUAGAUCUCAUCUAGAUCUAGAUUUCUAGGCCUACAGGCCUACAAUUAGGAAUACGUGAAAAGUGUUACGAACGCCGAAAGCCCUGGGACCUGGGAUCACAUCCUGUACUACACCAUUCACGGUUGAAAAAAUGAUAGCAGAUAGGAUCAUAGGAUCCUGACUUCUUUGAUUUGAUUACAUUUUCAGAGUUGAAAAUGUUUCUUCGUCAAGGUUUAUCGCUUGAAACCAGCUAUGGUUCGCUCACAUUAUUUACAACAAUAUUACACAAUGUUUUUUUGCUCUAUCAUGUGGACACGUUUGUAUCAGUGUACAAAAUCGAUAAAGUUUCAUUUUGGUUCGGAGAAGCAAUAUUUUUGGCUUGGAAUUCUUUUAACGACCCCCUGUUUGGAUGGUUUAGUGACAGCAAAUUUUUAAGUUCAAAGAAAGAUCAGAGGCCCACCAAAAAUGACUCUUCAGAUAUAAUUUGGACAAGGUUGACUGCCCUUCACACGUAUGGACCGCUUUUCGCAAUCUCAUUUUCCCUGUUUUGGAUAAACUGGAGUUGGCCUGGCUUACAAUUUGCUGUUUGUUUAUGUCUGUAUGAUGGAUUUUUGACCAUGAUUGAUCUUCACCAUAAUGCAUUACUGGCUGAUUUAUCCAUAUCUGGUGAUAAAAGAACAAGACUUAAUUCUAGUUGUUCGGUGUUUAGUGCGUUUGGUUCAGUGUCUGUGUUCUUAUCAUAUCUGUUCUGGAACAAGGCAAGCCUGUCAAUAUUUAGGACAUUCUGUUUUGGUUUGGCUUUGAUGUCAUUUGCUGGAUAUCUGGUCAUGGUGAAGGCUCUGAAGUCAACCUAUACAAAGCAAAGUAAAGACUCCUUUUCUGAAAUAGAAGUGUCUCAUAAACACAAGGAUGACAGCUCAAUGGAGACUCAAGCCUCAGUGGUCAAAUUUGGCAAACAGUUGCUCUCCCAUCGGAAUUUCUUAUGGUUUGCCCUUAUGAAUUUAGUGCAGGUCUUCCACUGCCACUUUAAUUCUAAUUUUUUCCCUCUGUUCCUGGAUACCUUACUUGGAGAGGCUGUGAGCCCAACGGUUGCAUCCACAUUAUUAGGUCUUUCCUUUGUGGCACCGCACAUUAACAAUCUGUAUUUCCUGGUGCUGUGCCGAAAGUUUGGAGUAUACACAAUCAUUCGGUCCCUUUUCCUUGUCAAACUGGGCCUCAGUCUUGUCAUGUAUCUUGCUGGCCCAAGCUGGAUCUGGCUAUUGUGUCUAUUUAUAGCAAGUAACAGAGUGUUCACUGAGGGCACAUGCAAGCUGCUGAGUCUAGUGAUCAGUGACCUGGUAGAUGAAGAUGUGGUGCUUCAUUCCCGACCCAAGGCUGUGUCUGCCCUAGUGUUUGGCACUGCAGCUCUUGUUUCUAAGCCUGGCCAAACUCUUGCUCCUGUGAUAGGGACUUGGAUAUUGGCUCUGCAAACUGGCCACGACAUCUUCCAGUCUGGAAAUGAGUCUGGGUCCUUGAAGCUUGAUCUUACCAAGAUGGACGACGGCGUCCAAGCCAUGUACAAGACCGGUGUGUUCUCCAUGCUCAUCUGUGUUCCUGUCAUCUGUGCUGUUCUGCAACUGUUGGCAUGGUCGCAGUUCACCCUGCGAGGUAACAGACUUGCCCAAGUGAAAGCCGCUCGUUUAGGCUUACAGCAGAUUCAAGUUUAACAAAGGAAUCAUUUGUUAUUGGAAUUUUUUUGUUUUGUUCAGAGGGUGUGUGUUUCAGGUCCUAAGCAUGAAACUGUUUGCUUUUUAAAAUUGUUUUCCUUUUAGCAUAUUGGGCCUUAACAUACUCUGCAAUUUUUCCUCUGUAGUUUUGUGCUUCAUGUAUAGCAUUAGAAUCAUUUUAGGAAAGCAAUUUGAAUAAGACAUAACCUGAAAGCUAUAUAAAUGAUGAAAUUUGAUAUUGUCUUCACUCUCAACUCCUUCAACCAUAUGGCUGAUAUGAGCUCUGAGCCAUUGGUUAUGAAUGAACGAAAGGUGUCAAAUACUCCUAGUUUGGAUAUUUUCUAUGGAAGAAAGUAAUAAAUUCAAUUGACAGUGAAAAUUACAAUGAGGAGAGGAGUCAUGUAUGGGUCCACACUAGUGCCUUUGACUUCUGGUAUCUAGCUCUGUUAACUAUGACCCAGAAUUGAAUUGUUGCUGAGAAA